AUGGACGAUAAUACUAGUGAUAUGGUAAAAUUGACAUCAGUUGAGAACACAGAUGAGAAGGAUACAGGUCGAUUGUCAGGGAAAAUGGCCAAAGAAUAUCACAAUCCAAGAACUACAUCUAUGGGACAUCUCUCGCGGAACGUCAAAUGGCCGCAACACUGUAGAAGGCUUGGACCAGAGUUCACGGCAUGCUCUCGACAUUUUCCUCACGAAGCAGUGUUUUGUGUACAAACAGGGCAAUUGUGUGACGGCACACAAGACUGCCCGUAUGCAGAUGACGAGGACCCCACCCUCUGCCUUUUUCACCGAUUGUCGAUGGAAGAAAUGAGCCGAAUCAGAUUAGCGUUUAGUCACAUCACAGAAAAAGGACUGCUUAGGAAACACUCUAUCGUAUGGACAGACAAGGACGGAAACACAAGAAAUCAGAAUGGAGAAUUUGUUGUAUAG
Strongylus vulgaris is the source of this 447-nucleotide messenger RNA. The record is from the annotation of a GenBank genome assembly. NCBI's taxonomy places the organism in Eukaryota, Metazoa, Nematoda, Chromadorea, Rhabditida, Strongylidae.